AACUUUUUCAUCUGCGAUUCCAAUCGAAAAUAGAGCUGAAUCAACAAAUAAUCUUGAUGGAUGUGCUAGAAUUCAUGAGAGCUAUGAAGCAUCCUUAAGAAAAACCAAGAGUACUUUGGACAUAAAGUAUAAUGAUGUCAAAGACUGUUAUUUGAGUUUUCCCUUCGAUCUUAAUCGAGCUUCUAAAUCUAUUAAAGUAUUUCAUGAUGAUCUAAAUUCUUCAAAUGUUGGAUGUGAAGUUACGCAUAUUGACAGCUCUCCUGCUUUAGAAGUAAUUACAGAUUUUGCAAAAAAGAAUAUUAAAAACUCUCGUGAUCUUGGUAAAAGCAAAAAACUUAACUUACAAACUGAACAAUUGGCUGAUAAUAAAAUAUUAAUUACCGGUGAGAAUAUUACAUAUAUUGGAGAUUUUACAAUGGUUUUGAAGAUCGGUGAUAUUGGUGUCAUUGUCUUAGAUUUUACUAAUAAUGGUGGUGGAUACAUAGAACUUUCACAAUACUUAAAUAACCUCUUCUUCUCACAAAAGAAAGCUUCAUUUCCACGUGAUAUUAAGAUUAAUAAUAUUACGACAUUCCUUAUUAAACAAGCUGAUGAAUUAAACUUUCAACUAGCUGAUUUUGCUCCUAAAUCAACAUUAUCGUAUACUACUUAUGAACUAUUUAAUAAUUCUGAUGAAUAUAUUGGCAACAAUCAAUAUACAAGAGUUGGAAGUUUCCAUGGUGCUUGUAGUUCUGCAUGUGCUCAAACAACUCAAUAUUUAGCCGAACAAGCUAAUUUUACUACUAUUUCAGUUUGUGGUUUCUAUAAUUCCAGUAUGUCAUAUAGUUCAUACCCUGGUGGAAGUGUUGUAGAU
Messenger RNA from Dentiscutata erythropus, 853 nucleotides. The record is from the annotation of a GenBank genome assembly. Lineage: Eukaryota; Fungi; Glomeromycota; Glomeromycetes; Diversisporales; Gigasporaceae.